AUGUCGAAGAAUUUACACGUGCACGUGCGACCGCUUGGCGAACGAUCGAAUCGAGGGAACGAGAUCAGCGUCGCUUCGAAAUUUCCGUCGAGUAAACUCAAGUUGGAUGAGCUUUUUCUAAAUUGGUUGUCCCUCCGGGAGAGCCAGGAGUUGGUGAUGGAGCUGUUGCGGGAGGCGAAGGCUGGGAAGACGCUUCGGCAGCCCAAGUCGGCGACGGCUACAGCACACUCGCCGAUGACGGCGUCGACGCCGCCGCGGAGUCCAAAGAAGGGCAUGCGAGGAUCUGGCGCGUUUUCUCCGUCGAGGCGCCCGCUGUCGAGGCAGACGUCGCUGUUCAACAAUCGAGCGCCGGUUGAGAAACAAGCCAUUCCAACAUUUUACAAACCGGGAGGUGGCGGGCUGAGCGACGAGGCGAACGCCGGCAAGGUCGCACUCGCGGAGCGUUUAUUCGAGAAGUUCCCGGCCGGGAUGAAUCUACAGCCGUUCUGUGACAUUGUUCGCGACGUCAUAGGGUUGCCGCGGUUCUUCGCACGACGAGUCAUGAAGCUCGUUGCGGGCGCCAACGCAAACGUAGUCACCCGUGAGCAAUGGUUUGGAUACUGGAAUUCGACCCUUCGCCGGCAGAAAGAUGCGCAUGCGGCGAUGUUUGAAGUCUUGCGACGGCCGAACGCCCGCACGCUGGAGCAUGCGGACUUUGUCGAUGUGUUGAUGGAGAUGAUGCAAACGCAUCCGGGCCUGGAAUUUUUGCAGCACACUCGAGAGUUCCAGGAUAGAUACGUCGAAACGGUGAUUUAUAGAAUCUUUUACGCGUGCAACACAACAUGGAACGGGCGAAUGACGCUACGGGAGCUGAAGAAGUCUGAUCUGUUGGAGCAAAUGCUACUGGUAGAGGACGAAGAGGACAUCAACCGCGUGCUCUCGUACUUUUCGUACGAGCACUUCUACGUUAUCUACUGCAAGUUUUGGGAGCUCGACACCGAUCACGACUUUUACAUAGAUCGGGAGGACCUUUUGCACUACGGUAACCACGCGUUGACGUAUAGAAUAGUUGCGAGAAUUUUUGACCAGGCGGGGAAGCAAUUCAAGUCGGAAAAGCCCGGGAAGAUGUGCUAUCAAGAUUUUGUUUGGUUCAUCCUGAGCGAGGAGCACAAGAGUCAUCCCUCGGCGUUGGAUUACUGGUUCAAAUGCAUUGACAUCCAUCACGACGGCGUGAUCACGCGCGAUGAGAUCUUUUACUUCUACGAGGAGCAAAUUCAGCGCAUGGAGUGCCUGGCGCAGGAGCCCGUGCUCUUCGAGGAUAUUUUGUGCCAAAUGAUGGACAUGAUCAAGCCAGAGGUCGACGGGCGAGUCACUUUGCACGACUUGAAACGGAAUAAAAUGAGCGGGAACUUUUUCAAUGUUCUCUUUAACAUGAAUAAGUUUAUCGCUUUCGAGACGAGGGAUCCGUUCCUCAUGCGUCAAGAGCGAGAGGAGCCGCACUUGACGGAGUGGGACAGGUUCGCUCGAGGGGAGUACCUUCGUUUGUCCAUGGAGGAAGACGAAGACAUGGACACGAACAACGUCGUGAGCUGGGAAGAGUCUCCGAUGUGA
Messenger RNA from Ostreococcus tauri, 1590 nucleotides. RefSeq names its product EF-hand domain pair. Gene Ontology annotation, cellular component: protein phosphatase type 2A complex. Gene Ontology annotation, molecular function: calcium ion binding; protein phosphatase regulator activity. The record is from RefSeq and is a predicted model, not a curated record. Gene Ontology annotation, biological process: protein dephosphorylation. The coding region runs from base 1 to 1590 and encodes 529 amino acids. NCBI's taxonomy places the organism in Eukaryota, Viridiplantae, Chlorophyta, Mamiellophyceae, Mamiellales, Bathycoccaceae. The transcript has 2 exons.